Osmerus eperlanus (European smelt) is the source of this 8685-nucleotide messenger RNA. RefSeq names its product microtubule-associated protein 1B (gene map1b). Gene Ontology annotation, cellular component: synapse; microtubule associated complex; microtubule. The record is from RefSeq and is a predicted model, not a curated record. Gene Ontology annotation, biological process: microtubule cytoskeleton organization; dendrite development; axonogenesis. Gene Ontology annotation, molecular function: actin binding; microtubule binding. NCBI's taxonomy places the organism in Eukaryota, Metazoa, Chordata, Actinopteri, Osmeriformes, Osmeridae.
CACUCCUUUCGAGGCAUACUGUACGUCUAGUGACUACCACUCCGUUCAGUUGCAACAGGACAGGGGUGUGUGCUGUGCUGCUAUAAGAGUGCGAGGGGAUGUCGACGCUCGUGGAAUCCGCAGAUACUGAGAGUAUGAAGAGCGCGAGUAGCCACAUUAUGGCAUCCCCAACACCCUCGAGUCUUUCGCAACACUUUGUAGACAACAAAUUUUACCUGCUUGUGGUAAUCGGGGAAAUCGUCUCGGAAGAUCAUUUGAAGUGUGCCAUUGCGGAAAUCGAAAAAGGAAUCCGCUCUUGGGACACCAACCUCAUCGACUGUAACUUGGACCAGGAGCUGAAGCUAUUCGUUUCCAGACACUCAGCACGUUUCUCUGCUGAUGUCCGAGGACAAAGAAUUCUUCACCACAAAAGCAAUGUCCUGGAGACAGUUGUGCUUAUAAACCCUUCUGAUGAAGCCGUCUGCACCGAGGCUCGUCUCAUGAUCUCAGACACAGCCCGACAGAAACUACUGGUCCUCUCAGGGCAAUGCUUCGAAAACACAGGGGAGCUCAUUCUACAGUCUGGCUCAUUCUCUUUCUUUAACUUCAUAGACAUAUUUACUGACCAAGAGCUUGGGGAAUUACUCAGCACCAUACAUCCAGCCAACAAAGCAAGUCUGACUGUGUACUGCCCCGAGCAAGGCGACUGGAAAAACUCAAACUUGGACAAACACAACUUACAAGACUUCAUCAACAUUAAAUUGAAUUCCCCUCUGAUCCUCCCUGAGAUGGAGGGUCUAUCCGAGUUCACAGAGUACCUGUCUGAGUCUGUGGACAUCCCUUCUCCUUUCGACAUGCUGGAGCCGCCCACCUCCGGGGGGUUCCUCAAGCUCUCCAAGCCCUGCUGCUACAUUCCCGGAGGCCGAGGUGACUCUGCACUUUUUGCUGUAAACGGCUUCAACAUGCUGAUCAACGGGGGCUCGGACAGGAAGGCCUGCUUUUGGAAGCUAGUGAGACACUUGGACAGGGUUGACUCCAUCCUCCACCACAUUGGAGACGACAACCUGCCAGGCAAUAGCAUGCUGCUUAGAAAGGUGGCCGAACUGGAGGAGGAGCAGUCACAGGGGUCCUCUGCCACCGGUGACUGGGUCAAGAACAUGAUCUCUCCAGACAUCGGUGUUAUGUUCCUCAACAUUCCGGAGAACCUUGGGAACCCGGAGCCCGACUUCAGGGUGCAGAACGUGGAAGAGGCGGCUUUCACCCUGCAGUACGUCCACAAGCUGUCACUAAGGACUGAGUCUCUGCAGAGACCUGUGGGAAACACCAUUGAACCAAUUAUACUGUUUCAGAAGAUGGGUGUGGGCAAGUUGGAGAUGUAUGUGCUGAACCCAUCCAAGAACAGCAAAGAGAUGCAGAACUUUAUGAAAAACUGGACGGGCAGUGAGAAAGACAAGGCGUCCAUCUUGCUACCAAAUGGAAAGGAAUCCGAGCUCCCUGUGUCCCAUUUGACUUCCAUCUCUUCAUUGAUUGUAUGGCAUCCAUCUAACCCCUCAGAAAAGAUAGUUCGCGUUUUGUUUCCAGGUAAUGCAACUCAGUAUAACAUCCUCGAAGGUUUAGAGAAACUGAAACACUUAGAUUUCUUGAAGCAGCCGGUUGUCACCCAGAAGGAGCUAACCUCCAAUAUGGCUCCAUCGCUAAAGCAAGCAAAGUUAAAACACAAAACAGACAGCAAGGAGAGUCUGCAGUCAACCUCACGACCGUCACCAAGCAGAAGCCUCCGGAAGGAGUCUAAGGAGGAGGCUACUGGGAAGGUGAAAACAGAUGCAGAGUCAUCCCAGGAGAAAACACAGAAGGUAGAGAAGAAAGAGACACCUUUGGUGAAAAAGGAGAAAGCAAAGGUUCCGGAAAAAGAGGCAAAAGCUAAAAUAGAGCAAGCACCUCAAAAUGAAACUCCUGAGAAAAAGAAGGCUGAAAUGAAGCCCAAAGUUGCAAAGGAGAAGAUUGUUAAGCGGGAGCCGAAGAAAUUGGUGGAAAAGAAAAUUGUUGACAAAGAAGCAAAUAAAGAAGUGGUGAAGAAAGACGAGAAGUCAGCACCCAAAAAAGAAGAAAAGCCUAAAAGGGAAGAGAAGGUAAAGAAAGAGGAUGUGAAAAAGGACAUAAAACGAGACUUCAGGAGAGAUUCCCCCAUGAAGGAGAGGAAAGAGUUGAAGCAGGAGCAAAAGAAAGAAGACCUCAAGAAAGACACAAAGAAGCCUUCAAAGGAUGCAAAGAAAACGCCAUCUGCUCUGGGUGAAGGAAAGAAACUGGUGCCAAAAGCCAAACCUAUGAAAAAAGAAGACGCCUUAAAGAAAGACAUUGGCAGCCCAUCCAAAUCCAAAGACAAGGCAAAGUUAAAAGUUCCUAAGAAGGACACCAAGUCAGUGGAUGCCAAGUCUGUUACAGGAACUGCGGCUGAGGCUAUGGCUGCUGCCCCUUGCGCUACACAGGCUUUGGAGAUCGAGCGAUCCCUCAUGUCGUCUCCAGAGGACCUUACCAAGGACUUUGAGGAGCUCAAAGCAGAGGAUAUAGUCGAAGAUGACGCCACGAUGCCCCACGCUAAGCAGGAAGAAGAAGAGGAAGGGGUGCUGAUCCAGCACGAGGAGGUCCUGUUGUUCAAGGAGUCUCCGGAGGCAGCUGAGUCCGUGGACGAAGGGAUCACCACCACAGAGGCGGAGGGCGAGAGUGGGGAGACUCCGGAGGAGCAGGAGCACAAGGGAAAGAUCAACGGCAGUGGGAGUGAGAAGUUUGAAGACGAGGGUACAGGAUUGGAGGAGGCAUCCGAGACCGGGGACUACGAGGAGAAGGGAGAGGUGGAGGAAGUUGACGAGCCCCGGGGGAGAGAGACGGUUGCCAAAGAGAGAGCCGGACCUGGGUACGAGGAAACAGAGUCCGAGGACGAGGGAGCAGAAGUCAAACAGUAUGAUACCGAUCUUAACAGGAACGAAAAGCAGAUAGAGAUGGAGGGUUUAUUUGUGACCACCACCACCCCCCAGAUGACAUCUGAUCUAGUGUCCCCUGCCGCAUCCAUCCAUGACGAGACGCUCCCUGCUGAGUGCGAGAUGCCCUCUGAUGACGAGAACAGAGAGGAACCACCAGAGGAAUACACCACGUCCGGUCACACUCUGUCAACAAUCGAGAUUUCCAGUGUGCCAACCCCCAUGGAUGAGAUGUCCACACCCAGGGACAUCAUGAGUGACGAGACCACCAACGACGAGACCGAUUCCCCUUCCCAGGACUUUGUAAGGUUCGGAGGCUGCAUGUCAGUGGACGUAGACAGGAAGAGGCUCUCCCCUCUCCAGGAUGGUGAUGAGUCCAACAGCUCAAAGAGUGGCCUCACUGAAGGUCGGGACUACCAUGCUUCUGCUUCCACGAUAUCUCCUCCAUCCUCCCUGGAAGAGGACAAGUCUUGUAAGGAGUUUCCUCGUGAAGAGAGAGAUGGAGGGUCCCUGUCAGACAUACACGGCAUUGACUCAACCAGACUCGGCUCUGUGUCUGCCACUUCGCCUCUCAUUCGCUCUCCCUCAGGGGAUCACAAUGGGCUGUUUGACUCCACCCCAUCAAGGUUUGCUGCACCAAUUGAACUGUGCACCACCCUCACAGGAGCCUCAACGGGUGUGGCAGAGUCUUCCAACAGUCCAGAUGACAAGACCCUGGAAGGAAACACCUCACCUCAGUCCUCUGGCCAUACACCUUAUUAUCAGUCCCCUGUGGAUGAGAAAGCUGGCGCCAUACCUCCUGAAUCCAGGACCAACGCCCCUCAGGGGCCCAUUAUUGUGGAAGUAACCAGUGAUAAGGAGGACUCCCCUUGCAGAAUCAGCCACAUGGAUGAGCCAGUGCCAGACCACUCCUCUACCAUAGAGAGGGUUCUGUCUCCAGAGAAAAUCCCGCCGCCUACAGGGGCUGACUCUCCAACCAAGUCUGGGAAGUCACAUUUCAACUUGGAUCAUGUGUCAAUCAACUCAGGUCUUGUGGAGAAAAAGAAUAAUGUAGUUAGCGAUAGUAGUUCAGCAGCUUACUCAAGGCAAGAAUCAGACACCAACCCCUUUGCGGGUUUCAAAGAAGAGAGUAAGAUGUCUAUAUCGGAAGGGACCACAUCAGAUAAAUCAGGCACGCCUGUCGAUGAGGCUGUGGCCGAGGACACGUUCUCCCACUUAGCUUCUGCUUCCACAGCCUCCCUGGCCACCAGCUCCCUCCCAGAACCCGCCACCGACUCCCGCUCCCUCCAUGCUGAGGUGGGGUCCCCUCACUCCACUGAGGUGGACGACUCGCUGUCUGUGUCCGUGGUUCAGACCCCCACCACUUUCCAAGACACUGAGGGAUCCCCCACCAAAGAGGACAGCCCCAGACCUAUGUCCAUCUCUCCAGACAUCUCACCAAAGACAGCCAAGACCCAGGAGCCCAAGUCCCCUGAGCAGUCCACCAUUUCAGUUGAAUUUUGCCAGGACUCCCCAGACCAUUCACUGGCUCUGGACUUCAGUAAACAAUCACCAGAGCAUGUGUCCUCGUCUGGACCAGGCAGCCUGAGGGCAACGGAGAAUGGGCCAACUGAGGUAGACUACAGUCCCUCAGAGGGCUCCGAUCUAAGGCAAGCUGAGCGGUGCCAUUCCACAGUUGAGAAACCCAUGCUCUUCAGAGACACAGACUCCACCCGUGCCCUCUCCGCCUCCCCCUCUGAUGCCUCCCAAUCUACACCCUCUGUCACCACACCCUGCCAGAUGAAGGAGAUGGACAAGUCCCCUUCAACUCCAAAAGCAGCUUCGCCUUCUUCCUACGCCCACUUCUCGCAGAAAGCAACCGAAGCCGAGACAAAUCCUUUCAAAUGUGGCGAGUCCAAAUCUCCCAUGAGCCCCAAAAUUCCCUCCCCAUCGUACCUUCCCCUCUCCUCCAAUCUGUCAGACUAUCAGAAAUGUGCUGGAGGCUCCAAGGGCUCGGACUCCUCCAAGAACAGCCCGUCCUCUCAGUCCAGGACGGAUGUGGAUCUGUGUCUGGUUUCCUCCUGUGAGUACCGCCACCCGAAGACAGAGUUGUCCCCGUCCUUCAUCAACCCUAGCCCUCUGGAGUACUUCAUGAAUGAGGAGGAAAAAGAGAAGGAAGACUCCCUGGCCAAGGCAGGUGGAGGACCACCUCCCCCUGGGGGGAAACUCUGUGCCAAGCAGUGUGAGGAGACCCCCCCCACCUCCAUAAGUGAGUCUGCUCCAUCUCAAACUGACUCAGACGUACCUCCAGGUACCGAGGAAUGCCCCUCCAUCACGGCAGACGCUAACAUCGACUCUGAGGAUGACUCCGAGACCCUCCCCACGGACAGGACCCUAACCUACAGACACCCGGACCCUCAUCCGGCAGCAGCCAAGGACUCAGCUCCAUCCCCGGCCCGCCCAGAUGUCUGCAUGGUGGACCCUGAGGCUGCAGCGGCCCCUGAGAACAACCAGAGCCAGGAUCUAAAGAUGGAGGGAAUGGAGACACCCAAAAAGAAGAAGCUGACUAAGACAAAGUCCUCCUCACCGGCCAGGAAGAGUGGCCUCUCCAAGGUCAAGGAUAUGAAAACAGCGUCUCCUAAGAAGGGCACAGGCGAGGGCAAAGACGCCAAAAAUGCAACUAAUACCUCUGCGUCCAGGGGUGUAAAAAGUGCCACAUCUGGGUUAGGCAGUGGCAAGGCCACAAGUGUGCCAUCCGUCCCGAACUGCCCACCCAUGUACAUGGAUCUGGUGUACAUACCUAACCACUGCAAUGCGAAGAACGUCGAUGCCGAGUUCUUCAAGCGCGUCCGCUCAUCGUACUAUGUGGUCAGUGGCAAUGACCAGGCGACCCAGGAGCCCAGCAAGGCAGUUCUGAACUCUCUCCUGGAGGGGAAGGCCCAGUGGGGGAACAACAUGCAGGUGACCUUGAUCCCGACCCAUGACUCGGAGGUGAUGAGAGAGUGGUACCAGGACACCCACGACCAGCAGCAGGACCUCAACAUCAUGGUCCUGGCCUCCAGUAGCACGGUGGUCAUGCAGGAUGAGUCUUUCCCUGCCUGCAAGAUUGAGCUGUAAGCCCAUACUCUGCUGGUCAGGACAUUUCAACGCCAAUACAUUUGCAGACAGUGGACCAUGCUUUUAAUUGGACAGGGGUUGGAGCAGGAAAAGAUGUAUAUGGGGUUGGUACAAAAAAAGUGUAAUUUCCGUAAAGGCUUUUUAGCCUUUUCAGAAGUGGUUCAAUGAUAUGGAUAAACAAAACUAUAAAGGCUAAUAUUAUUUAAUGUAGACUUAAAAGCUCAGUCUAUAUGAUCUUUGUGGGCUCUUGAAAAAAGUUCAAUAUUAUAAAUUGUCCUAUAGCCUCAAAGUAUAAUGUGACUGGACAAGGCAUCAUAGUCCCUUGAUUAAAUAGUGCUUAUCGCGUAAAUGCAUUUUCUCAAAACAUUCAUCUAGCACUAACCUACUUUAUCUGUUCCGUUCCUUUUAAACAGUAAAUAUAAAAUAUAAAAACAUUCCCGAUCCAGUCUGGGACUGAUCCAGUAGAUGUGAUGUUUCUGCUAUGGUACUGUCUACCUUGGCUAUCUUUGAAUAUGUGAACACAGCAUGCAAAUACCGUUAAUAUUGGAGCUAACAAAUACAAGUUGUUAAGCAACACCUCAGGCCACUGAAAAUAUAAUGUCCAUUCCCAUGAAAAUAUCUCACCUAUAUGAUGGAUUAGACAUAGAUGAAAACACCAAAGGAUAGAUAACACUCAAUCUGUAACUGCCUUAGAGAGAAAAGAAAUGAAUGUAAAAGAAGAUUGAUGCACUUAAACAGAUGACAAAUAGCAAGUAGGUACUGUAGGUAAUUAGAUAAGAAAAUGACACACUUUAAAGUUCAUCCCAUACUGAGGUGUGGCUUCUAGAUGUCAAACGAGUGGAAAUAUUUUCUUCCUUGUGAUUAGGCUGCAUGCAAGGAAUCUAGGACUAUUCUUCUCAACAUGUGUCUGUAACUCAGAUAUGGUGUUGGGGUACAACUGUCAAGCUCAUCUGGUUCCCUUUUUUCUGUUUUCACGUUUUGCACAGAGGGAGAUAUAGGCCGUUUGUCUGGAUUGAUCAUUAUCGUUGAUAUUUAUUUAACUUAUUUAUUAUUGAUUAUGAAGCUUCUAUAGCCUGUGUCCCUAGAAGGAGUAAAUAUUCCUUGUGGUGUGUUUAAUGCAAUGUCAAACCUCCAUUAGAAUAACAUGGGUUUUGCAACGUGUGUAAUUUUUUUGUUGCCCAAAAUUGACUAUUAUUUAUGUCCAACUUUUACAGCAUUGUUAAACCUGAAUGAUGUCCUUGUCAUUUAAGUUUUGUUGUUUAACUUAUGGAUUGAUAUUGAUGCUAAAGCAUAUAAUAGCUGGAAACCAGAGUGGUCAAUCACCCCAGUUGUAUUCUGUGAAUUCAGAAGUCGAGCCGCGAAGACUGCUUGAAUGUGCCACAUAUGUUCAAGCUUGUGAAGCGAGAUACUUUCUUAAAAGUUUCUGUUUUUCUAAAAUACUGUACUAUAAUUAUAAAUAGCUUUGUGGCAGAGUGAAUGGUUGAAAAUGAUUGUGCAUGAGUCAUGAAAUACAUGAAGCUCUUCAUUGUUUUUAUUAAAUUACGGGGUUAUCUUUCUUUCAACUGCCAAUAAGAACUGCAAUGCAAGGCUUGGCUUAUAAAUGAAAAAAUGGGAAUGGGAAAUCUAUCUCAAGCUUUGUUUUAGUCUUUGGAUUUGGGCAGGCUGUACCUUUUAGACCAAACAACAUUGGUCUCUGACAUGAACCUUGAAAGAAGAGUGACUGUUGUCUGUAAGAACUUGCUUACAAUGGUGUGAAAGACAUAAGAUACACUACAAAACAGCUUUCUUGACACAGAUCAUACUUAGUCCUGGACCAAGAAGCCUUUUAAAUGGAGAAUCUCCUUUGAGAUGUUUUUUAGUCUUGCACUAUGGCUUAAUCUGUGCCUAGUAAAUAGGCCCUAUGAAGCCCAUAUAGACAACCUACUACUGAAACAUGACUAAAACAAUACAAAACACCAACAAAUGACUAAAACCAACCACAACCGUGACAGACCAUUCAUGGAGACAUGACUUAAAACAGUUGCUGUUUAUGUUCAAUAUAAUUGAGUGAGUCUGACAGGCAAGGCAUUUAGUAUCAGACCACACCGUAGUCCAGUAGACCUGUUCCAUUCUGCAAGUGUAACCGUAAUCGCAAGCAUGACCAUCCUGCACUUUAAAAACACAAACUUCAAUGACUUAACCACAAACACAUUAUCUCCUCUACUUCCUCUGUACCACAUCUCAAUGAUCUUUUCUAUCACUUCUCUCUCUGUCUUUUCUCUCUCUCUCUCUCUCUCUCUCUCUCUCUCUCUCUCUCUCUCUCUCUCUCUCUCUCUCUCUCUCUCUCUCUCUCUCUCUCUCUCUCUCUCUCUCUCUCUCUCUCUCUCUGUUUUUUGGGUGAUUGUUAGAAAUGUAUGUAAGCAGCUGUGUGGUUUAUCUGUCUUGUGAUUGUACAUCCUCCUUCUCCUCCCUUUUCCGGACUCAUAUCUAGCAUAGCAAUUAGUUUAAGUGAAAGUAUUACUAUUAGUGCUUUUCUGACGUUUGUGUGCAAUAUUUCCUAUGCCCCCAUAUGGGAUAUUUGAUGUAAAGGGAACCACUAUUAAAAAGGACACCUUUAAAAAAAAGGAGCCACAAUAAAGACCGUUGUGGAAAAUAA